ACAGUGUUCUAUAAAAGGCCCAAUCCACAUGUCUUGGGAUUAGGGUUUUGAUAAUUUUUUUCUAGGGGAGCAAUACCUCAGAACUUCACUGGUGCAGAACCAGCGUCAGCCGCCAUGGUGAAGUACUCUAGAGAGCCUGAAAAUCAAACCAAGUCCUGCAAGGCCAGGGGCUCUGACCUCAGAGUGCAUUUCAAGAAUACUAGAGAGACAGCCCAUGCAUUGAGGAAGUUACCUUUGGCAAAGGCUAAGAGGUAUUUGGAAGAUGUUAUGGCUCACAAACAAGCUAUACCUUUCCGACGUUUCUGUGGUGGUGUGGGGCGUACUGCUCAGGCAAAGAACAGGCACUCAAAUGGGCAAGGAAGGUGGCCUGCCAAAUCUGCCAAGUUCAUUCUUGAUUUGCUCAAGAAUGCUGAGAGUAAUGCUGAGGUCAAAGGCUUGGAUGUCGAUAAUCUUUUCAUUUCUCACAUCCAAGUGAAUCAGGCACAGAAGCAGAGGCGUCGUACUUAUAGGGCUCACGGAAGAAUCAAUCCUUACAUGUCCAGCCCUUGCCACAUUGAGUUGAUUUUAUCUGAGAAGGAAGAACCAGUGAAGAAGGAGCCUGAGACCCAACUGGCUACCAGCAAAUCUAAGAAGUCUCAAGCUACUUGAAGUGCUGCUUCCGCCGGUGUGGCAACCAUAAUUUACCAAAGGAGCACAGCACUAUUUAGUAUUUGUCUUGUUUCAAUCGGAGAGAAUUUGGUUGCACUUCAUUUAGAAUGGGCAGUUAUUUAGAUGAAUUGGAAAACUUGUUUGUUCACUUUUAUCUCUGUUUAGUUGGUUGUUCUAUGAGAUUUUUAUUGGAGAUCCUAUGUGGAAGUCUAUCUUUGAGAGUUUUACUUGAUGGUUGUGAAAAAUACUAUAGUUUUUGGUAUUGGAUUAAUAACUUCCAUUUUCAUCCCA
Molecule: messenger RNA, 939 nt
Organism: Hevea brasiliensis (rubber tree)
Lineage: Eukaryota; Viridiplantae; Streptophyta; Magnoliopsida; Malpighiales; Euphorbiaceae
Product: 60S ribosomal protein L17-2
Exons: 7
Coding region: 115-648 (177 amino acids)
Biological process (GO): cytoplasmic translation
Cellular component (GO): cytosolic large ribosomal subunit; ribosome
Molecular function (GO): structural constituent of ribosome
Source: RefSeq, a predicted model, not a curated record